This is a messenger RNA of Spodoptera littoralis (African cotton leafworm), 1461 nucleotides long. The record is from the annotation of a GenBank genome assembly. Lineage: Eukaryota; Metazoa; Arthropoda; Insecta; Lepidoptera; Noctuidae.
AUGUGCGGCUUAUCAAGUGAAAAUCCACUCGAAGUGCAAAUAAAACUUAUAAGAAAGUAUUUAAAGUUGAAAAUAAUGGCGGAUAACGUUUCAUUCCGAGGUCAUAGCCAGGAAAGAAAUCAUAUUUAUGAUUUGUUUAAAAGGACUGUUUCUCACGGUGAAUCUCAUUCUGCUCUGAUGCUUGGACCCCGAGGUUGUGGUAAAACUACUCUCAUAAACUCAGUUCUACAUCAGAUCAGCAAGGAGGUAGAUUUAUCAAAUGACGCUAUCAUAGUCAAGCUGAACGGACUCAUACACCAUGAUGAAAAGAUUGCAUUGAAAUCCAUUACUGCUCAGAUGCAACUGGAAAACGCAGUAGGUGACCGAGUAUUCGGUACAUUUGCUGAGAACCUGGCGUUCUUGCUGAGCUGUCUACAAAGCGGUGCGGACCGGCGCUGCAAGAGCAUGCUGUUCAUAUUGGAGGAGUUCGACAUGUUCUGUCACAGCGGGCGCACUCAGACACUUCUGUAUAAUCUAUUUGAUAUUACGCAUAGUGAACAGGCUCCUAUGUGUGUAUUUGGUGUAACAAACCGGCUAGACGUAAUGGAGUUACUGGAGAAGAGAGUCAAGUCCCGCUUUUCCCACCGACAUCUCUUCAUAUUCCCCAACGAGCACGACUCACAGAGGGCGCCACAGUACAAGUAUAGAGAUGUGCUAGUACAGCUACUGAGUCUGCCUGUACAGAAGACGGUUAAGAAGAAAGCUAGGAGUCGUAGGAAUACUGUUUCAGAAGAAUUAGAAACGGACACAGUUCUGGAAAACUCUCUGCCUCCACACAUCCUGGCCCGCUAUCCAGACUUUGAGCAUCUGAAUCCAGAUUUCAUUCUGGAUUGGAACCAGCACAUUGAAGGCAUGGCCGAGGAUUACAAAGUGAUUGAUACUCUAGAGAAAUUAUGCUAUUACAGUGUCAAUGAACAGAUAUUUAGAAAUAUUUUGUUUGAACUAGUAUCAAAAUUGUCCUGCGACAGUCCAUACAUAGACGCUACAGAUCUAUCAGCAAUCAUAGACAAGACCGUUGCGCCGGAGCAUAGAGUAAAGCUCCUCCAAUCAUUGUCUAUACUCGAGUUGUCUUUGGUCAUCGCUAUGAAACAUGGUAUGGAGAUAUUUGACGGACAACCCAUGAAUUUUGAAAUGGUUUUGCAUAGAUACACGAAGUUCGCGAACUCAAACUCAUCAACACAGACAGUACCUCGUCCAGUCAUACUAAAGGCGUUCGAACAUCUACAAGAACUAGAAAUCAUAAUGCCAGUCAAAACCACAGAUUCAAUAUAUAACGGAAGUGAAACCACAGCCAAUAGAGUGCAAAAAGAAUAUAAGUUGUUCACUCUGGCCGUACCAAAUGAAGAUAUAAGUGAUGCCGUGAAGAAUUUCAAAGCGUUGCCAACUGAAAUUAAUCAUUGGUUCAAUAAUUCUGUUGUUUGA